Fragaria vesca subsp. vesca is the source of this 3683-nucleotide messenger RNA. RefSeq names its product E3 SUMO-protein ligase SIZ1-like. The record is from RefSeq and is a predicted model, not a curated record. The transcript has 17 exons. Bases 228 to 2870 code for a protein of 880 amino acids. Gene Ontology annotation, biological process: protein sumoylation. Gene Ontology annotation, molecular function: zinc ion binding; SUMO ligase activity. Lineage: Eukaryota; Viridiplantae; Streptophyta; Magnoliopsida; Rosales; Rosaceae.
GGUCAAAAAAGAAACGCCGAACAAUUAAGAGAGAGAAAGAAGACGAGUAUAGUACUAGUCGGCGCCGAGCAUUAUUAUUUUUCGGUUCUUCAGAGCUCCGGCGUCGUCGUCGCCAAUUGGUUUCAGAUCGAUCACUGUGGAGGCUAUGUGCUGGUUUAUUUGGUUAAAUUAGUCCCAGAGAGAAGAAUCAGUACUGUCUGGGCAAAUAGGAAUUUGGUGCUAUUAAAAUGGAUUUGGUAGCUAGUUGCAAGGAAAAGUUGGCAUAUUUUCGGAUAAAAGAGCUCAAGGAUGUUCUCACCCAAUUAGGUCUGUCAAAGCAGGGGAAGAAGCAGGAUCUUGUUGACCGGAUAUUGUCCCUUCUUUCUGAUGAGCAAGUUUCAAAAUUGUGGCCAAAGAAGACUGCUGUUGGAAAGGUACAGGUCGCAGAACUUGUAGAUGACACCUAUAGAAAAAUGCAAAUAUCUGGGGCUACCACUGAUUUAGCAUCGAAGGGCCAGUGCAUCUCUGAUAGUAGCAAUGUGAAAGUUAAAGGUGAAAUUGAUGAUCCCUUCCACUCAGAUAUGAAGGUUCGUUGUCUCUGCGGGAGUUCAUUAGAAACAGAGUCAAUGAUCAAGUGUGAGGAUCUGAGGUGUCAAGUGUGGCAACACAUCGGUUGUGUUAUAAUUCCAGAGAAGCCGAUGGAAGGCAAUCCACCAGUUCCUGAAUUAUUUUAUUGUGAACUCUGUCGACUAAGUCGAGCUGACCCGUUUUGGGUAACUGUGCUUCAUCCUUUACAUCCUGUGAAGUUGAAUGUUACUAAUAUUCCAACUGAUGGCUCAAACCCUGUACAAAGUGUGGAUAAAACGUUUCAACUCACAAGAGCAGACAGGGACUUGCUGUCUAAACCAGAAUAUGAUGUUCAGGCUUGGUGCAUGCUGUUAAAUGACAAAGUUUCCUUCAGGAUGCAAUGGCCACAAUAUGCAGAUCUACAGGUCAAUGGUAUGCCUGUUCGUGCCAUUAAUAGACCUAAUUCGCAACUUCUUGGAGCUAAUGGUCGUGAUGAUGGUCCCAUUAUCACACCAUACACGAGAGACGGAAUUAAUAAGAUUUGCUUAACAAUAUGUGAUGCCCGUAUUUUCUGCUUAGGGGUUCGUAUUGUGAAGAGGCGCACUGUCCAACAGAUUCUCAAUCUGAUUCCUAAGGAGUCUGAUGGUGAACGAUUUGAAGAUGCUCUUGCUCGUGUUUGUCGUUGUGUUGGUGGCGGUACUGCAAUGGAUAAUGAUGAUAGUGACAGUGACUUGGAAGUUGUGGCAGAUUCGUUCACCGUCAAUCUUCGAUGUCCAAUGAGUGGUUCAAGGAUGAAGGUGGCUGGUAGAUUCAAACCUUGUCUUCACAUGGGCUGUUUUGAUCUGGAUGUUUUUGUUGAACUAAAUCAGCGUUCAAGGAAGUGGCAAUGUCCAAUUUGUCUAAAGAACUACGCAUUGGAGAAUGUCAUUGUUGAUCCUUAUUUUAAUCGUAUCGCUUCCAAGAUGAGACAUUGUGGAGAAGAUGUUGCAGAGAUAGAGGUGAAGCCUGAUGGUUCUUGGCGAGCAAAGGUUAAAACUGAAAGUGAAUGCAGGGAACUUGGGGAACUUGGGUGGUGGCACCUUCCUGAUAGUACGCUUUGCAUUCCAACAAAUGGAGAAACUACCCCAAAAUCGGAGGUGUUGAAGCCGGUCAAACAGGAAGGUGUUUCAGAAGGUCAUACUGGUCUAAAACUUGGAAUCAGGAAGAACCGGAAUGGUGUUUGGGAAGUUAGCAGACCUGAAGAAAUGAACACUUCUUCUGGUAACAAGUUACAACAGCAGUUUGGAGAACAUGAGCUUAAAGUUAUCCCCAUGAGUAGCAGUGCCACUGGGAGUGGUAGGGAUGGUGAAGAUGCAAGUGUAAAUCAGGACGGUGGUGGGAAUUUUGAUUUCUCUACGAACAAUGGAAUAGAGAUGGAUUCUUUUUCUCUGAAUGUUGAUUCAGCAUAUGGAUUUGCAGCACCAAAUUCUUCUGCACCAGUAGGAGAUGCAGAAGUUAUUGUACUAAGUGAUUCAGAUGAAGACAUAAUGCCUUCUGAAACCAUUUACGGGAAUAAUUUUUCUGAUGCUGGUGGAAUUGGUUUUCCUGUGCCCUCUUCAGGAAUUGCUGAUUCUUACGGUGAAGAUCCUGUGCUUGCUAAUGGGGGUAAUUCAUGCUUGGGUCUUUUUAGUGGCAAUGACGAUGAAUAUCUGUCCAACUGGCCACCAUUACCUCCUGGAACUCAAGGUGGCGCUGGAUUCCAAUUAUUUAGCUCUGAGGCAGAUCUACCAGAUCCCCUAGUCAGUCUUCAUCAUGAUUCCAUAAAUUGUUCCACAUCUAUGAAUGGAUACACGUUGGCUCCAGAAGCUGCCAUGGGAUCUGCCACUCUAGCCCAUGAAUCAUCUGUUGGUCCUUUAGAUACUGACAUGAAUGAUGGCUUAGUUGAUAAUCCCUUGGCUUUUACUGGUGAUGAUCCCUCUCUUCAAAUUUUUCUUCCCACAAGACCAUCAGAUGCAUCACUUCAAUCCAAUAUGAGAGAUCGGGCUGAUGUGUCGAAUGGUGUUCAUUCAGAGGAUUGGAUAUCUCUUAGGCUAGGGGGUGAUGCCAGUGGCUUUAAAGGAGAAUCUGGGACUCCAAAUGGACAGAUUUCUAAAAGGCAUGUGCCAUCUAGAGAAGCUACAAUGAAUACUUUGGCUGAAGCUUCUUUGCUUCUCGGUAUGAAUAAUGACAGUGGCAGAUCUGACAAGAGAAGUAGGCCGAGAUCAAAUAGUCCUUUUUCAUUUCCUCGCCAAAAACGUUCUUCAAGAACACGGCUGUAUCUUUCCAUCGACUCUGACUCUGAGUAGAGGAUCUUGUAACCCUUUUUUUACCUUUCUGAGAACAACCACUUGCGCUUUAAUUUAUUCCUCCCUCCAAUAGAAGGCAUUCCCUGGAGUUGUCCAAUGAUUGACUAGAGGAUCUAGUUCAUGAUUUAAACUGUGAAGAAAGACUAAUUUUGGGUUCCUGUUGAGAGAUAAAGUGUUUAGUGUGGUACAAGGCGACUGGGGUAGGACAUAUUGCUAAUAUACUGUGUACUUACUAGCACUUCACCCGAACCUUCCAAGGUUCUCCUUGAUUCUGCAAGCUGAAUGCCUUCAUUCAUCAGGUACCCCAGUUUCUGAUACCUGUUGGGGUUCAAGUUCUCUCUUUCAGUGAUGAUCUGCAGGUCAGUGCCUGUAUUUGUACAGGAACCUGAAACCCUAUUUGUACAGGGAAUAGGGUUGUGAAUCCAAAAAUUUGUGAUUUAAUCCAUCUAUCUAAAUGGUAGAUGCGGUGGGGGAACCCCAUCAAAGAUAUACAAAAUAGCUUGCAUUGUCUCGGUUUUGUAAUCAGAGCAAUAGCUUGUAAAUAUUCACUCAGAUCAGUUGUUUAUAGAAAGUCAUAUUUUUUUUGUUUUUGAAAUUGAUACUUUUGUUCAUCUACCACUGUUGAUGCCCAUUAUGUUGGGGCAUGCUAUUUCUAUCAACUUGGAAGUCCAUGAAGAGUACAGGAAGCAUGGCCAUUCUGUGUAUCACUCUGAUUACUCAGACUAGAACUGUCGAAAUUAGAGCAUUACAGUUCAUGUGAUUGAACUCAAGACUUCACUUUUAGACUUGUAAUUGGGAUGAACUGAUAUUCUU